AGCUUAAUUUUGGCGUAAUAACUCCAAACCGAUCCAGCUCUUAAAUCCGUGUUGCCCGUUUAAAGAAAUGCUUCCACGAGCUCUUUCCUCGAAACGUUUGAUUUGUUCGCAUUGUAACGUAGACACCAAAUUUUACGUACUCCAAUCCUGCAAUCAUGCGCUCUGCGAACCGUGCUGGGUAAGGAUAAAAACUGCUCCGGCAAAGUCCAAGGGAUUCUCGUCGCAGUGCCCGAAGGAUCGUACGCCUUUACCAAUGUCUAAGCUGGGUAGCCUGACCCACGAUGAUUUCCAUUAUUUACCAGUACUCAAACUGGGUAGUGAAGGAGGAAAUGCAGAAUUAGCGGAAAACGAGGUAAUCCUGAAUAUAUUUGAUGAAAAAUAAACCGUUGCAACGUUAGAAGUAGCUCACCCUGUAAUAAGUACUUAUAAAAGUGACAGAAUAAGAAUAUGUCGUCGAAAAAGCCGAGAUUAUGGCCAAGGUAUGUGGCUAUUUUCCCCGCUUAUUUGCCAACAUUGGUGUAAAAUUACAUAAAAAUUAUGUAUGCACUGUUCCCUCUUAUUUUGCACCGUUGGUACAGAAUUUUAUGUACCAACUUAUGCUGUCAUUACAGGAUGAGCUACAUAGAUACUUCUAAAGUUACAACGGUUUAUGAUUUUUCCACGAAAUGAAUAUGGUUUUAUGGUUAACAUUUUAUAUAAGUUCUAACGAUAGCUCGGAUUCAUUAAUUGACGACCCUGUCCACGUCAUUAAGGUCGAGAGUGGAGAUGUUGUCUCUCCACUCGAAACGACACUACUUUACAAAUUUCAAGACGGUCGGAGCUACAAGUUUUUUAGACACAUUUUUUCAACUCAGCGUUAGCCGGUCGUCUGGACCUAAUUUUUUUAUGGUGGAGAAAUCUAAAAUUACGUUAUAAUUUAUGAAAUUUGUAUUGCAGACUAUAGGUUGCAGAAUGUUCUAGUGUUUUGAAGUUACCAUUAGAAGCAUGUAAAAUUCAAAUUUUGAAAAUUUUGAAAAUUUUAAAACUUAGUUUGUGGUGCUCACAGCACACAGUGUAAUAUAAUGCCAGGGCAGGUCCCAAAAGUCCCUAGGGGUGGAACCCGAAAUGUAUAUGCAUAUGCGUAAUCAGGGGGACUCAAUAGACGCAUGCCAAAAUUGACUUGUGUGCCGUGGGUGCCCGAGCCACGAAAUGACCCCAACUGGCUUGCCCAACAUCAGUCUUAUGUCCAAACAAUGAUCAACAGUAAUGGAACGAUCAGAGCAAUUUUCCUAGGAGCUUCUAUUACUGAUUGGUGGCCGGAUGAUCUUUUUCUUCGUCAUUUUUCUACAUAUGGAGCUGUCAAUUAUGGCAUUUCCGGCGAUGGAGUCGAGCACGCAUUUUGGAGAAUUCAAAACGGAGAAGUAGAUGGACUCCAGGAUUCAUUGAAACUCAUUGUUUUCGCCGAUUGCGGAUCAAACAGCGCUGGUUCUUAUAACGCUGAAGAAAUUUCGCGUGGUUACACUGCGACGUUGAACUGGAUUCGACAAGCACUCCCAAACACUCGAGUCCUUCUCAUGGGUCCUCUCCAAUAAACAUGGAGGUACGGUGGAUCCGGUUGGAAAGCCUAGAAUGGUGAAAUCCUGAAUUAAUGUUGGCUUGCCAUUUAUGGUCACCGUAAAAGCAAUUAUCGAUGUUUUCGCACUUAUUUCUGGAAUAUAAAAUGGAUUUCCUAGUUUGGCCGUUAUAUAUAGCAUAAAUCCUAAAUCAUUAAAUUAAUCUGUUUUUCCUCUUUUUCUUCGACACAAAUUUGGUGAAAAUUCAUGAAAGCAAAUAAUUUUAGAAAAUAGAUUCUGAGGCUUCGCUCACUUUUUCGCGAAUAAAUAGAAGAAUAAAAAACAUUCAAUUAAGAUUUGUAUUUAAUAGAGACAGAUUUGACUUUAAAUAAGAGUAACAUUUCAUGACUAUUUAGUAGUUCAAAUAUACCAACUUCAAUUGUUAGAAUAUACGUUUUACAACAUUUGAUUACUUUCUUUUUCCGAGGACAUAGUUGCGGUUGUAAGCUGGAAGAUCAUCCAAGAACGUGUCUAGCUGUGUAACGAUGGCAGGCAUUUGAUAACGUAAAUCUAUUUCACACUCAUCUGUAGCUAGAAUUUUGAUGGAGUCGUAGUGUCGACGAGCGGCUCCCUUUACUUGAUUGGCGACACCCUUCCCCACUGCAGGAAUUUCAAGAGAAACGGCACUUGUACAGUCGAUCCUAUUUCCUUUGUACCAUUCUUUUCUUGCACUUCCGCAUGCUCUCACCCACUCCGGAUACGAGUCCGGAUCUGUACAGGCUCUUUCAAUUUCCUUCCAUAAUAGCCGGCAAACCUCAGGGAGGUUUGCGAACUUUGAUAUUCCUAUUGACACAUUGUACGGUACGUCAUUCUUAUCUAUCCAGUUUACUUUGAACAGGUUAAAUGUAAAUCCUUCAUUCUCUGUAAAUUGCACGCGUAAUUACCAUAUAUUUUAUACAAACGUGUGAAAUAUAAUUUACUCCCUACCUGUGAUGUCGAUGGAUUUAAAAAGCCGAAAUUGUAUUACUUUCUGAGAAGGAGAAUAUAAAACUUGUUGUCCGGUUGGCGUGUAAUGACCCAGACGAGUAUGGUUGUACAGCCUACUGAAACUAAGUUUCAUUUUGCAAUCGGCGCAAUCGUGCUUUAUUUCUGCAAUAAUGAGUAAGUAAUCAUUGAUCAUUGUGAAGUAGUAGUUGUGAAACGUAAUUGCUAUCUUACCAAAAUGAAAGGCUGAGAUGUGAAUCAGAAGGUUCUCACGACGUGCAUACAUUGUUUGACAUUUUCGGCAUUUCCAACAAUUCAAUUUUAAAUGAACUGACAGAAAAUGUUUUCUAGCGUGUCCCAAAUGAUUAAACAUGGAUGAGCAAUCCGUGGUACAUUGAACGGAGUCAAGAGAUUUGUUUUUUCUGUUUUGUAGUAGUGUCCUCAUGGCUUCAAUGGCUUGAUCCAAGGAAUCAUUGUGUGGUUCAACAUAUUCAAUGUAGUCGUCUACUUUUCCUAAGAUUUGUAUUUCCUCCGAAUUUAAGAUUUCUUGAAUCUACAUAAUAAUCAAAGUUGAUCCUGAUAAUUGCGUGAUACAUUAUAACCAUUUACUUAGUUUAAAACCUUAUUUAACUCUUCGUGGACAACAUUGUUCCUGACCCUCUUUGUUGCACCAUUAGCACUAUUUAGCUUUUGUUUGAACUGGGUCACACGUUGGAUAACAGCGUCAAUCUUCCACUCGUUUAGGUUAGUCUACACAUGAAAUUGUACAAGUUAAUUUGAACAAAUUCAAUAAACUUGACUUUACAACACACCUUUGCAUUUUCUAUCAUGUCAUCAACAUCCAUCCGAUCUUCAUCAUCAACGUUUAAUGCUCCAUCAUCUGUAAUUAAAAAUAUAUGUUCAUGCAUUCAUACUGUUUAUACAUGCAUUUGAAGUUUUAGAUUGCUGUACCGUUUUGAGUGUCAUGAGAUUCGAUAACAAAUGAUGAGUUAUUAGUGACAGUUUUUGGGCUGACUUGCUCGUGAUGAUGAUUCUGUUUUCGUUGACUUUGAAACACACUCUGGGAAAAUUUGUAUGCCGCCUGGUUACUUGCAGAGGUGGUGGAGUCAUCGUUCUGCUUAAAAACGGGAACAGAGUAUGUAAUUUUAAAAGUUACAUCAUUAUAUUUGCGUAAACAGUGCACACUGACACAGUGUGAGCUGACCUUGAGUAUUGAAGUUGACGUCAACUGUCGAUGACUCUUGUCCUGGUCGUCAUUGCCUUCAUCAGAUUGAUAUUCGUAAACUGGAGCUGGAGUUUGGCUUGCCCUUUUCCGAUGACAGCAUAGGACUAGAUUUACAGUAAUUUUAUUUUAUGAAAAGAUGAAUUGUAAAUUCGUAUGUGAAAAUUGUUUUUUACAGUUUACCUCCUCCUUUUUGUUUAGUUUACGGCGCUUAACAUCAGCAGGUUUGCUGGCUGGACUCUGAUGACCGUG
Molecule: messenger RNA, 3990 nt
Organism: Folsomia candida
Lineage: Eukaryota; Metazoa; Arthropoda; Collembola; Entomobryomorpha; Isotomidae
Product: platelet-activating factor acetylhydrolase IB subunit gamma-like
Exons: 3
Coding region: 1146-1571 (141 amino acids)
Source: RefSeq, a predicted model, not a curated record